CAAGAGUUCAAGUACGUAUGUAUCUGGACAAAAAUUGAACUUCCCAUCAUGGAGGAGCACCAGCAUCUACAUUGUGUCAACUGUGUCAGUCGGCGUUGCAUGACCAGACCUGAGGCUGGCAUUUCCUGUGAUUUAAUUGGUUGCCCCAUGGUUUGUGGAGCCGUGUUUCAUUCAUGUAAAGCUGAAGAGCACCGCCUUCUGUGUCCACUUGAAAGAGUGCCUUGUCUGAACAGUGGUUCAGGCUGUCCAUUUACUGUAGCCAGAAACAAAAUCGCUGAACACCUAGAAAUUUGCCCUGCAAGUGUGGUAUGUUGUACUAUGGAGUGGAAUAGAUGGCCAGUCAGUUAUGCAGAUCGCAAAUCUUAUGAGAAUCUGAGCAAAGAUGUUGAUGAAGUCGAACAGUUGGACAUGGCUCUUGCCCUUCAAGACCAGCGAAUGCUCCUGGAAUCCCUCAAAGUAGCAACUAUGACAUCAAAAACAGCUGAUCAGGUAUCAAAAUCAAAAGAACAGACUUCCGUUGUGAGCGCCCCAGAUGUCACCCUUCCAAAUGGCUUGAUGCCAGUAGAUGAAGAGUCAUAUGGUGUGCUUUAUCAAGCUACUGUGGAAACAACCAAGAGUUUAGCUACAGCACUAGAUAUCCUGAACACAGCUACUAGGGACAUAAGCAUGUUAAGUUCAAAGCUUGGCAUUUCACCAUGUGAAACAAAUGAAGAUUGUCAUAUUAAAGAACAAAACUGUAAUAGAACUAUGCAGCAUAAAAUGACAGAGCAUGACUGUCCAGAUGAAGAUAAUAUGGGAGCAGCUGGUGGCAUUCACUUGGAUGUCUUGAGUCAAAAUGUACAGGUGGAACAAAAUGGCUCGAGUGACUUUUAUGAUCCCAUGCAACAGUACGAUUUUGGCAUGAGCCUUGAUAACUCUUUCUGUAAUUGCUUUCAUGUAGAAAAUGCAUGUACAGAUACGCUGCAACAGAAUGACGAACUAGGAAUGUCUAAUUCAGAGCAAUCUAAUGUAGCAAAUGGUGUAUGUAAUUCUUGUGAUGAGGCAUCAAGUUCUUGUGCCCCCACUUCUGUAGCAACACAACUUAAGGAAGGAAUACAUCUGCAUAGUUUGCCUAAUGGCAAUAUUAAUCAUGUAUACCUACCACGUGAUUGUAGCGAAGAAAACCUGUUACACAGACAAAUAGAACAAGACAGGCUCAGAAACACAGAUGUAUUUUCUUUACUUCCUCACCGUACUUACAGUUUUCUCACCAGUCAUUAUUUUUCUGCGCCAAAGGAUGACAAGGCAGUAGAUACAUCAGAUUUGGAAGUAACUGAAGAUCCGAUGGGUCUUCAGGGUAUAGACUUAAUCACAGCUGCUUUGCUGUUUUGUCUGGGAGAUUCUCCUGGUGGUAGGGGAAUAUCCGAUAGCCAUGUAGUUGAUGGAUAUCGUGUCGAUUUUGGGACACAGACAUUCUCUCUCCCAUCUGCAAUCCUGGCCACAAAUACAAUGGUAGGGGAAAUCGCUUCAGCCUCUGCAUGUGAUCAUGCCAAUCCACAGCUCUCAAAUCCAAGCCCUUUCCAGACACUUGGUCUAGACUUGGUACUAGAAUGUGUAGCUAGAUACCAAACAAAGCGCUCAAUGUUUACAUUUGUUUGUGGACAAUUGUUUAGACGAAAUGAAUUUUCUUCACACUUCAAGAAUGUGCAUGGUGAUAUUCAUGCUGGCCUCAAUGGUUGGAUGGAACAGAGAUGUCCUCUGGCUUACUACGGAUGUACAUAUUCUCAGCGCAGAUUUUGUCCUUCAACACAGGGGGCAAAGAUUAUUCAUGACCGACAUCUUAGGUCUUUUGGGGUUCAGCCUUGCAUAUCUACUGUGCUAAUCGAGCCUGAUAAGAGAUGCUGCUUAGGACUGCGUAGUGACCAUCUGAGUAGUCUUCCUUUUGAGGUUCUACAACACAUUGCAGGGUUUCUUGAUGGAUUUAGUUUAUGUCAGCUCUCACGUGUGUCACGAUUAAUGAGAGAUGUAUGCGGAAGCUUACUACAGGCACGUGGAAUGGUCAUACUACUUUGGGAAAAAAGAAAGUAUCCAGAUGGAAGUUCUUCAUGGCAAAUAAAAGAAAAGGUGUGGCGCUUCAGCACAGCUUUUUGUACUGUAAAUGAAUGGAAAUUUGCUGACAUCGUAAGCAUGGCUGACCACUUGAAGAAAUGUAGUUAUAAUGCUGUAGAAAGACGGGAGGAGGCUGUGCCACUGCCAUGCAUGUGCGUCACGCGAGAGCUUACGAAAGAAGGACGUUCACUGCGCUCUGUCCUGAAACCUGUACUUUAAAUAUGAAGUUACUCCAAUUGCACAUACUCAAGCACCUGAUGUAACCUCUGUAACAUUGUGACACUUUAUUAAUUUACUAAAGAUUUCUAGAUAAAUCUACUCUGUCAUUAUGUACAUAAUGUUUUGAAGUGGCAUUUAUUUUUUAUAAUACUGUCUGGUUUUAAUUAAUGCAAAAUUGCCUUAAUGUUUGAAAAUAUGGAACUUGCUGGACAGGGUAGUUUUAUAUAACUUAUAUAAUUUACAGAUUUUUCUUUAGGGAUUUUUUCUGACUUAAUGGUGCCCAUUUCUUUUUAUUGAUUUCAGACUUUUAGAGAUAUGCACAUUUUCAGACAGGAACUUUAAUUGUGUAGAGACAGGAAUCUGACCAGACAACUUGUAUAUU
This is a messenger RNA of Euleptes europaea (tarantolino), 2689 nucleotides long. RefSeq names its product F-box protein 30 (gene FBXO30). The coding region runs from base 49 to 2307 and encodes 752 amino acids. The transcript is spliced from 3 exons. The record is from RefSeq and is a predicted model, not a curated record. Gene Ontology annotation, molecular function: ubiquitin protein ligase activity; protein binding; zinc ion binding. NCBI's taxonomy places the organism in Eukaryota, Metazoa, Chordata, Lepidosauria, Squamata, Sphaerodactylidae.